Messenger RNA from Myripristis murdjan (pinecone soldierfish), 490 nucleotides. RefSeq names its product dual specificity phosphatase 28 (gene dusp28). NCBI's taxonomy places the organism in Eukaryota, Metazoa, Chordata, Actinopteri, Holocentriformes, Holocentridae. The transcript has 2 exons. The record is from RefSeq and is a predicted model, not a curated record. Gene Ontology annotation, molecular function: MAP kinase tyrosine/serine/threonine phosphatase activity. Gene Ontology annotation, cellular component: cytoplasm. Bases 1 to 450 code for a protein of 149 amino acids. Gene Ontology annotation, biological process: protein dephosphorylation.
AUGCUGAUGCUUUGCAAGGUCACCAAGGCGCUGUUCAUCAGCAACGCCCGCACGGUCUGCAAUGAGGAAAUGCUCCAGCAGGAGGCGAUCACGCUUUGCAUCAACGUCUCCAAGCAGCAGCCGUUUCCCACCUCGGGCAUCGCCCAGCUGCGGAUCCCCGUCUACGACGACCUGAACGAGGACCUGUACAGCCACUUCGACCGCUGCGCCGACAUCAUCCAGGAGGAGGCGAAGCGCGGCGGCCGCAGCGUCGUCUACUGCAAGAACGGCCGCAGCCGCUCGGCCACCGUCUGCAUCGCCUACCUCAUGAAGCACCGCAAGAUGCCGCUGGCGGAGGCCUUUGAGAGAGUGAAGAUGGCUCGUCACGUGAUCGAGCCCAACCCCGGCUUCAUGGCCCAGCUGGAGAGAUACGAACAAGAUCUGAAACGGCGACGGCGCGAGGAAAAGUGACAAGAUCGUCCACGUGGAAGCCCGGCGCUCCUCACCCCGA